Molecule: messenger RNA, 867 nt
Organism: Macrosteles quadrilineatus (aster leafhopper)
Lineage: Eukaryota; Metazoa; Arthropoda; Insecta; Hemiptera; Cicadellidae
Exons: 1
Coding region: 1-867 (288 amino acids)
Biological process (GO): deoxyribonucleotide biosynthetic process
Cellular component (GO): cytosol
Molecular function (GO): ribonucleoside-diphosphate reductase activity, thioredoxin disulfide as acceptor
Source: RefSeq, a predicted model, not a curated record
AUGUCGUUCCUACAUCAAAAAUCAUGUGAGUGUGUCAAAACCGAGCUGGAUUUAUUCUCCUUACCACCUACGCAGACGAGUAUUGAAAGUGGCAAAUGGGUCCAGUACAAACCAAUAUCCACAUUGACCGAUGAUGCGCCAAUAGAGUUUGUAGUUCCGGGUAAUGGUGAUGAAUACACUGACCUUUCACAAACAAUGAUACAAUUGACCGCGUCUAUUGUUAAAUCUAACGGAACUGCGGUCACUACUGACGAAGAGGCGAAAACAGUUGGGCCGGUCAAUAACUGGUUACACUCACUAUUCAGUCAAGUUGAUAUGUUUAUGAAUCAAAAACUUGUUACUCCCCAAAACAACACAUACGCAUAUCGAGCGUAUGUUGAAACGUUAAUGAACUAUGGAUACGAUGCUAGAAAAUCACAUCUAACAUGCAGUCUUUGGUACACUGACGAUGGAAUUGACAUGAACGAUUGUGCGGAAGAAAAUGAAGGACUCAAAGCGAGACGGGAACUAACUAAUAAAAGCCGUGAGAUUGAUAUGCUCGGACAUUUGCAUGUGGAUAUUUGCAAUCAGAAUAAGUUCAUGCUAAAUGGCGUAGAGUUGAGAUUUAAAUUUAUUCGAUCAAAAGAUGCUUUCUCCAUUAUGGCCAGUGCUGGUGAAUUCAAGGUACAUAUUGUCGAUAUUAGUCUCUGGAUUCGAAGAUGCAAAAUAAGUCCCACCGCACUGUUGGCGCACAGUAAAACACUCCAGACUGGUACGGCAAAAUAUCCAAUCACACGAGUGGAGCUGAAAACAUUCACACUACCCUCUGGAAUACGUAACAAGACUUUGGACAAUAUGUUUCUCGGCAAGUGCCGAAACGCGUCAUAG